Molecule: messenger RNA, 731 nt
Organism: Lucilia cuprina (Australian sheep blowfly)
Lineage: Eukaryota; Metazoa; Arthropoda; Insecta; Diptera; Calliphoridae
Product: complex III assembly factor LYRM7
Exons: 4
Coding region: 267-653 (128 amino acids)
Biological process (GO): mitochondrial respiratory chain complex III assembly
Source: RefSeq, a predicted model, not a curated record
AUAGUUUGAUAAUAAAAUUCCAACUCUGAUAAAAUUGAUUUUUGAAUAGUCGACUUUUAGUAAUAACAGCAGUUUAAAAAUCUCCAGUGCUUCUAAAACCUCGUGUAGCCGUCUCAGCUGGUUCAUUUAUUUAAUUGUUGACAUUUAUAUACAAGAAUUGUCAAAAACUACGAGAAAAUAAAUUUUUGUCAAUCACCUUCUUAAAUUCGACUUAUUAAACAACACAAAACAGCUGUCAUUACAAAAACAAAUAUUAAAAUCGCAAAAUGUCACAAAUUAGACGUGAGGUAAUAAAUGCAUUUAAAAAAUUACAUCGCACCAGGCAAUUCAUAUUUGCCGGAGAUGACAGAGCUUUGGAAGCUGGUCGUAAAGAGAUAAACGACAGAUUCAAGAAGAAUAUGACGGAAACUAAUGUGGAUAAUGUGAAAAAGAUGUUACAAUUAGCCUUAGAUGUGGACAAAGAGUUACGCACAAAUGUCAUACAGGCCAAACAGAAAGAGGAAGGUGUUUAUGAGUUGCGUAUUACUCCAGAAACAACACGAUUGGAAAAUUUCCCUUUCAAUCCUGAUAUUGAAAUACCGCCAAGACGUAAAGCCAAAUCUGGUUCUGGUGACGGUGGAUGUUGUGGUGGUGCUGCACCGACUAAAAAAUAGUUUUAAUAAUUUAUUAGACCUUGGGUAUUGUUAUUAAAAGAAUUUAAUUUUCUUAAAAAAUAUAUUUUUUCUGGUUUA